Messenger RNA from Leucoraja erinaceus (little skate), 3015 nucleotides. Its product is annotated as cytochrome P450 2K1-like. Gene Ontology annotation, cellular component: intracellular membrane-bounded organelle; cytoplasm. Bases 135 to 1634 code for a protein of 499 amino acids. Gene Ontology annotation, biological process: xenobiotic metabolic process. NCBI's taxonomy places the organism in Eukaryota, Metazoa, Chordata, Chondrichthyes, Rajiformes, Rajidae. Gene Ontology annotation, molecular function: heme binding; iron ion binding; oxidoreductase activity, acting on paired donors, with incorporation or reduction of molecular oxygen, reduced flavin or flavoprotein as one donor, and incorporation of one atom of oxygen. The record is from RefSeq and is a predicted model, not a curated record. The transcript is spliced from 9 exons.
ACACAUUUAUUAACUUUCAGGUUUCAGGAGGAGGGUUUAAACAGAGGCGAGUGGGGCUGAAGGUGAGAGACACUGCGGCCCGGGACUCCGCUCUGGGGCGCUGACAGGAGCGAGAAGUCAAGGGGAGCCCAGAGAUGACGUUGGGCAGCGCCUUCCCGCUGGACGCAGCCACUUUACUGAUCCUCGGCGCCCUCUCCCUCUUGCUCCUCCUUUACUUUCGCCGCGGCUCUAAGUGCCAUGGAGCGCUCAACCUGCCCCCGGGACCCCCGUGUCUGCCCAUCAUCGGUCACCUGCACCUGAUGGAUCUGAAGAAACCCCACGAGAGUCUCAUGGAGCUGUCUGAGAAGUACGGCCCAAUCUUCACCAUCAAGCUUGGAACCAUGAAGGCUGUGGUCCUGACCGGCUACGAGACCGUGAAGGAUGCUCUCAUCAACCAUCCCGAUGUGUUUGGAGGAAGAGCUCACCUCCCUAUAUUUGAUGACCUGAACAUGGGUCAUGGUAUCAUCUUUGGUCAUGGAGAAUCUUGGAAGCAGAUGCGAAGAUUCACCAUGUCCACUCUGCGGGACUUUGGAAUGGGCAGGAAAUCUAUCGAAGAUAAAAUCGUUGAAGAAACCCAUUUUCUCAUUAAAAUGUUUGAAUCGUAUGAAGGCCAAGAAUUUAAUCCGACCUUCAAGUUGAACGCUGCUGUGGCCAACAUAAUCUGCUCAAUAGUUUUUGGUGAUAGAUUUGAUUACGAUGAUGAAAGGUUCAACACUUUAGUCGAAAUAGUUAAUGAAAACAUAAAACUUGUUGGUCAUCCUAUGGUGCAGAUUUACAAUUCAUUUCCUAUACUGGGAUUUCUUCUUGGCACACGCAAGAAAUUGCUGCAAAAUAAUACGUUAAGUCGUGAAAUCAUCAGGAAACUUAUUAAUGAAAAUGAUCAGACAGUAGAUGCAAAUAGCCCAAGGGGUUUCAUUGAUACGUUCUUGUUAAAACAACGCCAGGAGUCAGGUAAUCCAAACACAUAUUUCCAUGAAAACAACCUGACGUACACGACAGGAAACCUGUUUGCUGCUGGGAUGGAGACGACUUCCACCACACUUCGUUGGGCCAUGCUGCUGCUGAUGAAGUACCCCAACAUACAGGAGAAAGUCCACAAGGAAAUCAUCAAUUUUAUUGGGUCAGAACGGAUGCCCAGAGCUGAAGAUCGGAAGAGUUUGCCCUAUACUAACGCGGUGAUCCAUGAAGUCCAGAGAUUUGGCAACAUUGUCCCAAUGAAUAUCAUGCAUUCAACAACAGCGGAUGUAAACUUUAAAGGAUAUUUCAUCCCUAAGGACACUCUCGUGAUCCCCUUACUGACCUCGGUGCUUUUCGAUAAAACUCAAUGGGAAAACCCGAGAGCCUUUAACCCUUCCAACUUUCUGGAUGCUGAUGGGAAGUUUGUGAAGAGAGAUGCUUUUGCUCCAUUCUCCAUGGGACGCAGGGCCUGUGCUGGAGAAACCCUGGCCAGGGUGGAGCUCUUCCUGUUCUUUACCACUCUGAUACAGAAGUUCCGGUUUCAAGUCCCCCCGAAUGUGAACAAUCUGGAGCUUGUGUCUGGUGUGGGCUUCACAUCAUUCCCAAAAUACCAAAACGUGUGUGCUGUGCGUCGCUGAUGUUAACACAUCCUUUGCUUCAGUUGUACCCCGUUACAUUAUUCUCAGAAUCAUUUCAAAGAAUGUGCGUGUGUGUUUUUGUUGUGGAAUCUUGCAUUUGUUAUGGGGCUGAGUCUAGCGGAGCAAUCAAUGGUGUCUCCAUGACUUCAAUGGAAAUUAUUCCUCAAGUCACGGAAACUGGGACACACCAUGAACUGUGAACCUCCAGAACUUGGUACCUGUAGAUGAUUUAGUCAGUCACCUGACAUUUGCCCUUCCGAAUCUUAGUCCAUUCACCAAAAUUUUGGAAAAUAACAUUCCUUCAAUCUUCUUGAUGAUAUUUUGUGAUCAAUAUAAAUGAUCAUCAGUGAUAUCAUCUCUUUAACAUUCAACUUGCACUGAAUUUAGCAAGAAUGACAUGUUCAUGGAUAUAAACAUGCUUUUCAACAUGAAGCAAAUUUACAAAGAUUGUCAGACUUAUGUAACCUGCUCUUAUUUGUAUUACCUGUUGCCUUCAAUGAUUUAAAAUUCUUCCACAUUCUGAAAUUAACAUACUGUAAAUGCUGUGAUUUUUUUUUGAUUUUUUUCUAAUGAUAAUUUGUGGAAAGAAGCUGUUUCUCUUUGCAGAUGGUUCAAGGUGUGACAGUGUAAAAAUGGUGGGUGAAUGAUUCAAGGGAAAUCUGUGGUAAAACAUCUUUCUGUAGCAAUUGGUUUUCUUCUUUGGAAUAUGGCACUCUAUAUCCGUCUGCCUUUCAAAAGCUUACAGACACUAUUGUAUCUGCCUCUACCACCAUCAUUGUUACAUCCCUGAGUUUCCUAGCAUCGUGUAUUCAUGGUAAAUACAAAUGAGAAAAGCUAAUUUAUACCUUGCCUAUCUCCUGUGGUUGCACUCAUAGACAGCCUUCUUGAUCAUUAAGGGUGUAGGAAAGAACUGCAGAUGCUGGUUUAAAUCGAAGGUACACACUAAAUGCUGGAGUAACUCAGCGGGACAGGCAGUAUCUCUGGAGAGAAGGAAUGGGUGACUUUUCGGGUCAAGACCCUUCUUCAGACUGAUCAUUCUGAAGGGUCUCGACCCGAAACAUCACCCAUUCGUUUUUGCCAGAGAUGCUGCCUGUCCCGCUGAGUUACCCCAGCAUUUUGUAUCUACCUUUGAUCAUUAAGGAUCCCUAUUCUCUCCCUAGUUACUUUUAUGCCCUUAUAACUUGUAGAAUCUCUUUGGAUUGUCCUUUUCCUUAUCUGCCAAGGAUGUCUAAUGUGUAAACAAUUUUAUUUUGAAGACUCUUUGUCUUUUGAAUUAACUAACAUCUAACUUUAUUCUAUACCUCCUGAAGGUGUGUGCAUUUCUGUAAACAAUUUUCCUACCUUUAAAAUUGAAAUUAAAAAUGUAUGUAGGAUUGCACAA